UUGUUAUUCGCAACAAGAGAGGCGAGUCGACGGCGAAAAGAGAAGGACGAGUUGAACCUGCAGUGGAGAAAAACGACUGUCGACAUCUGCGCAUGAUGCAUUGCAGCACUUUUGAGAAAAUGGGUGUCUUUAGCCUCAUUCUGAGAAUAGAGUAUCUGAUCCGAGAUGUCGGUUGGGUUCUUUAGCUACCGGAUCAUUUGAUUGUGCUGGACUCGAAACAACAUCCCCUCUGGCGACCUGCAACAUGGGGCCCAUCAUGCAGGAACGCACAGCAUCCACGGCACUGAGACGCGUCGUCUCCAAAGAGAAGAUUCGGGUAAAAAACACUGAAAAUAGCGGACCAGUACCCAGUUCAAAGAAAGGUAACAAGAUGAAGAAAGCAGUGGGCCAAAUGAAAAAUGGCCUCCCAGGACCAGGUCAGGAUAAGGACACACUGACACCAGUGCAGAGGGGUGCACAGCCCAAAGGUGGCAGGGUCAAGUCUGGCACAACACGGAACACUAGCAAACUCUCCAGCCCUGAAGAAGACGGAGAUUUGAGACCUCAACUCCGCAAACACCUAUCUGUGCACAGGAAGGAGGAGAAACCUGAAAAUCAACGGAUGUCACAAUGCGGCAAUGAGCUCCAGCAGAGUCGUGGGGCGAUGGGGAAAAAUCGGCGAGCGCUCUCCCUGCCCCUCUCCCCAAUAUCAGGGCUACGACACAUGCCAGCACACCCCCUCACACACUCCCCGGCCCCUACCCCAGAGGCACUACAGCAGCACUACAACCACAAGGAUGUUGACACUGACAGCGCCAGCGAUCUGUCAGACUCUGAGAGGCUGCCCGUGCUUCCCUCUCCCUGCACCCCCUGCACCCCUCCUCACCUCAACCUGCGGGCAGAGGUCAUCAACAGCAAUGACUUUCCCCCGGACUUCCCAGGACCCCAUGGGAUUCUGGGUGAUGAAGAUGAGAGUGAAAAACCCAGCUACAGUUACCCAGACUUUCUGCCGCCUCCCUUCAACAGCUGGAGCCUGAGACAGCUGGCAGUGUUUCUUCAUACAGAGGGCCGUGGCGCCCCCCGGCCCAAACCUGUAGGGCCCUUAGAGAAGUACCUGGAGAGGCUGCUGCAGCUGGAGUGGCUCCAGAUCCAAACGGUGCAAGCAGAGAGCAGCCGUCCCCCUGGGAGCCGUCCAAGGCCACAGGGUUUCCCCUCUGCCACCACUGCUCACCCACCGAGGCCUCACACAGCUCCACCGUCCAGACUCAACUCCCCUAAAGGGCUGCGGCAGAGCCAGCGAGCCUUUCCAUUUGCACCUGUCAACAACCCCCCGUCACCAGCCUCAACCCAGCACCAGCACUCCCGCUUCCCAGUUUGCCCUCACUGUCACAUUCGCUACCCGCUGUGCAAUGGAAGCUGCUCUGCCUAUGCCUACCAGCGCCACUCGCGGCUCAGCCCACUGCUUGAGCGCAAAGCCAGACCUGGGGCGCCAGCGAAGAGGAGCAGCAGUGAGACCCGAGCGACCUCCACGGAAGGUAGGAGCCCAGGAGGACAAGGAGGAGGAGCCAAUACCCCAGUUAGCCCCUCAGCUGGAAGGAGUCAUCUCAAGCACAUGCAGGCUGCAGGCAAUGCCCGUAAGCAACCGCAGGAAUCUGGAACCAACCCAAAUAGCAGAGGUCAGGUGAGGAAAAGCCGCGUCAGAGCUAACUCUGAGACAGAUGUUAAAAAGGAGCCUGGUGGCAGUAAAGCAGCCGGUGCAGAGAAACGUGUUUUUGCUGCAAGUAAGAGAGAGGUCCUCACUUCCAAGAGAGUAGAGAAGGACUGGCAGAGGACUGAGGCAGGUCACGGUGGUCUGGCCUCUAAAACUGCCAUGAAAAGAGCUACUAAAGAGCCGCAGUCUCUCUCCAAAGCACCGCUUAGUAGUAAGCAGAAUGACAAAACAAAAAAUGUGCACUUUGUUGCAAAGUAACCCCUAUAGACCUACAGUGUAGUGCUUUACUUAGUAGUUACUUGGUACAGGAGCUUGAACCUAUGCUUGCUUUCUGUGUAAUCUGUGUAAUACUAACAUGUUGUAACUGUUGUGCAGCAGUCUAAAUCAGUCAGUAGUGUACAGCCUUCAAAAGGUCAAAACUAACAAGAAGUUGAGCAGCUAGACUAGAGAUAAAAUAGCAAUGAUUUCAAUGCACAAUAUGACAGUUAAAUAGAACAGAAUUAUAUAUACAUAUUAUAUUUCAUUCAAAAUGUACAGUAGGUUUACGGUCAUAAUUUCAGACUGUUUUGACAAAAGGCUCACUAUGGCCCUAAACACUAGUAGGAUGAAAACAGUCUAAAAACACAGCUUCUAUGUAAACUGAACUCUGUUGCACUGCACAGUCGUCUCUCAGUGUGCUACUAAUGUUGAAAUAGGCAUAAAAAAGCAUCUACUGUACCACUUAACAGCUUUCAGCAUAAGUAAUCUAUAGUGAAGUUGAACACAGAUCAUUACAUUUUAGUCAUCCAAUACAACCAUAGCCGUUACUAGUGGAGUUUUUGAUGUUAGAAUGUAUUUGUUGUCAUUGCUCUUCCUUUAAUUUUUGUCCUUUUUUUUUAUCUCAUGUUUUCAAGACUCAUGUUCAGUUAAAGCAUCUUGGCUGAAAUGGCUGAAAGGAGGAGGCGCAAUAAGUGGUUGUGUACCGCAGUGAUGUAAUUUGUUUCAGAUAUAUUUGUGCAAUGGUAUUACAUUUUUGGUUACAAGGGCUUUUCAUGUUUGAACAGCUUGAAUUGUAGUCUAUGAUAAUAUAUUGUAUUUUGCAUAGAGCUGAGCUCUAUCAUUGAAGACAGUGUAAUGUUUGCUACGAAUGUAAAUGCAUAUUUUUUCAACUUUUAUAUACCAUAGUUAUAUUUAUGAAAAGUGUUGUGGUUGACUUGUAUUUAUUCAUUGUCAUUAUUAUGUUUACAUCAUCAUGCACAAAAAGAAAAUAUUUAGUAAAAGAGCUGAAUGUAACUCAAUGUCUGCUGUGCUGUACCAUUGUUUCAUUUCCACAAUUCAAUGGGAGUCCACCACAUCGUAGCUGUAAGGCUGUAACAUGGUGAUGUUAUACAUAUCAUCAUAUUCCACUGCAUACUUGAAGUCUUUAGAACACUGUGUUUACAUUAGAGUGUCUUAUAUGUUUGUGAUUUACCAUGUGCACUUGAUUCAUGGGAAUACUACAUUCAUGUAAAUAAUGUGAUAUGUAUUCUGAUUGCACCUUUACUUAAUAUUCAUGUAAAGUAUCAAAGCCAUAGAUAAGGGGCCAGGAGUGACAAUGUUAUUAUAAAUGUGUACAUUAUGUUGACACGCACGCAGAAAGAUUGUGGUAUGUAUUUUCUCAAUGUUGAAUGCAAGUAUUUGUAAGGCAUAGAAAUAAAUGUUUUGCACUCAA
This is a messenger RNA of Morone saxatilis (striped sea-bass), 3380 nucleotides long. RefSeq names its product family with sequence similarity 217 member B (gene fam217b). The coding region runs from base 245 to 1948 and encodes 567 amino acids. NCBI's taxonomy places the organism in Eukaryota, Metazoa, Chordata, Actinopteri, Moronidae. The record is from RefSeq and is a predicted model, not a curated record. The transcript has 4 exons.